AUGUAAGACGCUUAGAAACUUUAAAAAUUAUCUUAACUUCCAAAAAACUUUUCAGAUUGGCAAGUUGGUGAUGAUUACGAGAUAAUACGAUAAAUAGGAUCGGGAUCUUAUGGGUAAGUUGUAGAAGCUAUGCAAAAAUCUAUUAAUCGGAAAGUCGCUAUUAAGAGAUUGACAGCAAUAUUUGAUGAUGAAAUUGACUGUAAAAGAAUUUUAAGGGAAAUUUGCAUCUUGAGGGAAUUGAAGCAUCAGAAUUUAAUUCAAAUCAUAGAAAUUCUAGAACCAUAAGAUCCGAAAUCAUUUGAUACAAUAUAUGUUGUUAUGGAGUAUGCUCAAAGCGACUUAAAAAAAUUAUUCAAAUCCCCAAUCCACUUAUAAUUUCUGCACAUCCAAACCAUUGUUUAUAAUAUAUGUGUAGGUCUUAAAUAUUUACAUUCUGCUAAGGUUUUGCAUAGAGACUUAAAGCCAGCAAAUGUUCUAUUAAAUGAAGAUUGCACUGUUAAGAUUUGCGAUUUUGGAUUGGCCAGAAGUGUUCAAGGAAUUGAUGCUACUGAUUAGGCAUUAGAAGAAGAACUUGCUAGGCAAUAGGAAGAGCCUAAAAAGAAAGAUGAGAAAAAAGGUCCUAGAAUGCUGUAAAAAUAAAACAAAUUAAACGCCAAAGCUGUAAAAAGAGAGUUAACUGGUCAUGUAGUAACAAGAUGGUAUAGAGCCCCAGAAGUUAUUCUCUUGGAAAAAGAUUAUACUGCAGCUAUUGAUGUUUGGUCUGUUGGUUGUAUUUUUGCUGAGUUGUUAAAUAUGAUGAAAGAAAAUGCACCAACAUUUUUAGAUAGAGCUCCUCUAUUUCCUGGAACCAGUUGUUUUCCACUUAGUCCAGAAAGAAGUGCUAUAGCUAAGAAAGGAGGAUUUCCAUAUUCGAAUACUGAUUAACUCACAGUUAUCUUUUCUGUAUUAGGAACCCCUGGAGACAAGGAUAUGGAUUUUGUAACUGAUAAAAAAGCUAUAGAAUAUUUGAAGAGUUUUCCCAAAAAACCUAAGGUUGCAUUUGUAGAAAUAUUUCCAGGAGCUCCUCCUGAGGCGUUGGAUUUUUUAGAUAAGUGUCUAUAAUUAAGUCCAAAAAUAAGAAUCACUUUGGAUCAAGCUAUUGAACAUCCUAUGCUUUAAAAAGUCAGGGAUAAAAAGAAAGAAAUCGUUGCUCCUGGACCUAUAUAUUUAGAUUUCGAAUAAGAAGGUGAUUUAUAAAUUCCGAGAUUAAGAGAGUUAUUUUUAAGAGAAAUUUCAAAGUAUAAACGUUGA
Paramecium tetraurelia is the source of this 1290-nucleotide messenger RNA. RefSeq lists its product as uncharacterized. The transcript has 6 exons. Lineage: Eukaryota; Ciliophora; Oligohymenophorea; Peniculida; Parameciidae. Gene Ontology annotation, molecular function: ATP binding; MAP kinase activity. The record is from RefSeq and is a predicted model, not a curated record. Gene Ontology annotation, biological process: protein phosphorylation; intracellular signal transduction. Gene Ontology annotation, cellular component: nucleus; cytoplasm.